AUGAUUCCCAGCUUGGCCCAGGCAUACAGGAGGCGAUGGUGGCUGGCCAUCACAGCCAUCAUGGAGAACUUGCUCUUCUCUGCUGUUCUUCUGGGUUGGGCCUCACUGCUCAUCAUGCUGAAGAAUGAAGGCUUCUAUGCUCACCUUUGCAUCGAAAAUGCAACUGACAGUAACUGGACAUCCGUCGAGCGCAGUGGUUGGAGGAGUUGUGUUGAACAAGACGAGAUGCUAAAUCUGGGCUUCACUAUUGGCUCCUUCCUCCUGAGUGCAGCAACGCUGCCCCUGGGGAUCCUCAUGGACAGAUAUGGACCCCGCCCAAUCAGACUGAUUGGCAGUUCAUGCUUUGUUGCAUCGUGUGCGAUGAUAGCUGCAGCUACCUACAACCCUGAAGAGCUGUCCAUCCUCAUCUUCUUUGCUGUCUCCUUCAACGGCUUUGGAGGAAUCUGCCUGACCUUUACCUCACUGACGCUCCCAAACAUGUUUGGGAAUUUACGAUCAACCAUUUUGUCGCUGAUGAUUGGUUCCUAUGCUUCCUCAGCCGUCACCUUCCUGGGAGUCAAGUUGAUUUAUCAUCUGGGCGUGUCGUUCCGGGUCAUCAUGUGGGUUUGGACCGGCAUGGCCUGUCUGGUCUUCCUCAACUGUUUCCUGAACUGGCCAGGAGAACCCUUUUCAGGCCCAGAAGACAUCGAUCACAUGUCAGUACCUCCUUUAAACCCUCUAAAGUUAGGAACUGAUGCAAUGCUGGCAAACAUGGUCCUAAGGGACGAACAGGAGCUGAAAACAGCACCUCAGACUGAGGAAAAGCCGCAGGUGGCCUGCGAUUCUCAAUCGCCUCCACCUUUCGUACCUCUCUCCCAUUCUAUCUGUUCCCCCGUCUUUCUGUGGAGCGUUCUGGCCAUGGCCAUCACUCAGCUGAGGCUCAUCUUCUUCAUGGGGGCGAUGAACAAGAUGCUGGAGUUUCUGGUCACUCAUGGAGAUCCCCAUCCUUCAGAAGAGCUGCAGACAGAGGUGGAGGAACAAGUUGGUUUCUACUCGUCUGUCUUUGGUGCCAUGCAGCUUCUCUGUCUGGUGACAUGUCCUCUGAUUGGCUACAUCAUGGACUGGCGGAUGAAAGAAUGUGAUGAGGAAUACCCAAACAUGCAAACAAGCAAGAGCCAACCAGGCACCCCAAAGAGAGACCGAACAAUCCAGAAACUGACCAAUGCCAUCAGAGCAUUCAUCUUCACCAACCUACUUUUGGUCUUCUUUGGGAUCAUUUCUUUGAUUGACAACUUGCCUAUACAGGUGGUGUCGUUUGUUCUUCACACCGUUGUGAGAGGAUUUAUCCACUCUUGCUGUGGCGGUCUUUAUGCAGCUGUGUAUCCAGCCAACCACUUUGGUACACUUACUGGUUUUCAGUCAACCAUCAGUGCAGCAUUCGCCUUACUCCAACAGCUUUUGUUCAUAUUGAUGGUGGGACAUCUACGUGGAGACCCUUACUGGAUCAAUGUGGGCCUUCUCAUCUUCUCCAUGACUGGCUUCCUGUUGCCAAUUUAUCUCUUCUACCACCGUAGAAAUCUCAUCAGAGAAAAUGCACAUGAAGAUCUGAUCGCUGAACAAACAAAAAUAGAUAACUUUCCUCUAACACAGACACCAAAUGGACAAACUUUUUAA
Messenger RNA from Nematolebias whitei (Rio pearlfish), 1653 nucleotides. Its product is annotated as large neutral amino acids transporter small subunit 3-like. The transcript is spliced from 16 exons. The record is from RefSeq and is a predicted model, not a curated record. Lineage: Eukaryota; Metazoa; Chordata; Actinopteri; Cyprinodontiformes; Rivulidae. Gene Ontology annotation, molecular function: neutral L-amino acid transmembrane transporter activity; L-amino acid transmembrane transporter activity. Bases 1 to 1653 code for a protein of 550 amino acids. Gene Ontology annotation, biological process: neutral amino acid transport; transmembrane transport.